CUCAGCUACAAGGACUGUCCGAUUGUUUUUUUCUUUUCUUUCAUUCGAUCUCUCUUUUCUUUUUGUCUUCCGAGGCUAUACAAUUGGCGUGUCAUCCGUCUGUGCCGCCCCUUUGGGAUUAUUCCUGGGUUUGGGGCGGGUCAUAAUACGAUAUAGUUUUUAUAUCCCCGAAUAAAAUGAUCAUAAUGCGAACAUUUUGAAUAGUCAGACUACAUUUUAGAGGCAGAAUUUAAGAACAACAUGAGUAAUGUGGAGACUUUACGUAGUAGGAUCAGAAGUUACAACCUCCGAAGGAGAAGCAGUGACUUGAACCUUGGGUUCACGGCAGCCAAAAUUAGCAUUCGUCUUUUCGGGAUCAUAGGACACGGAAAAUCGAGUCUUAUUAACUUCCACUGUGUACUUAACGGCACGGAAUACAAAAACAUCGCUGAUGAAAGAAACCCUGAGCUGCCAGACGGCGCUGGUACGACGAUUCUGAGCCGUUAUCCACUUGACGACACCUGCUUGGAAAUUCUGGAUAUGUCUGGUUAUAAUGCGUUCAAGUAUUCAGAACAAAUCGAAAUUCGCAACCCACUGGAGGGCAAACGACGAGUGAAUUCCGACGUCAGCUUCCAAGGUGACUUUAUUGCUUCUUUCGAAUGGGCAGUAUCCUCUGUCAAUCCGUGGUCGUGGUCACAGUGGUGGUCAGUCUGGCAUGUUAACGAAAGCACACGUGACGACACUAUUAUCGUGCCGGUGCUUGUAAUCAGGGCAGACUGGGAUCUGAACAGUAAGGAGUUGUCAGAUUUACAUUGGUUUUGCACAACUGUGGCAUACCGAUAUGCUGGUGUCAAGCCUUUAGUUGUUCAAACUUUUGGACAGAAAAAGCCUGAACGGGAAGGAACACAUGUUUUUCCAGAUCUGCCUUAUACAAAGAGAUUUCUGUUAAAUAACUACCAUGAAGAAUCAUCAACAAGAAAUCCAAACACAGACCAAAACAUCCUUGAAAUUCUUAAUGCCUGCAUAGAUUGUGCAGAGGAGGUACUUAACAAAUGUAGAGGUUUGGCACACAAGCCAGCCACGUUUCAGUAACACAGCUUUUCAUUUUAAAACUGAUGUGUAGCUUGCAGAAGAAAACAUUGCAGAAUGUAUACACCUUACACAGAUUUUUAUGGCAAUAUUUCAGUCAUUGAAAUUAUAAAAUCUGGUUUCUCAACUAACAUUUAUACUGUGUGGUAUUGUACACUAUAUUAUGAGAAUAUAUUUUUUAGCAGCAGCAACUUCAAAUAAAUACGUUGGCUUAAUUUUCCAUAUAUCUUAACUAAUUUUUGAGUUCGAUUGUGUUAUUUGUAUUCACUUUUGUAUCAUACUGCAUUUAUACAUGGCUGCCAUUUGUUGUUAUUUAUGAUGGCACAUUACUUUGCAGUUGGAAAAAAAUCAUGUUUCACUUGUUGCAUAUGCACACUUAUGAUAGCAACAUUGUUGCACAGAUCAAAGAUGUGUAGCUAGUUACUACCAAACUUCAGUGCUAUGUUUGGGGACAGAUUGGGGACUGGAAGACUGAAAAUACAUAGGUAUUUAGCACAAAGAACCAGGGACUUAGGAUUCUUGUGUCAUCUUUGCAGCACAUCAGACGUUGGCUUAAUAGAUGAUAAGAUCAUAAAGACUCAGAAAACAGACUUUUUUCUAUCUGAUUUUUCCUGCAACACCUGCUGAUUAUCAACCCACAACCUGUAAAUCAAGCUCAUUCACCCCCCCCCCCCAUCCUGGACUUUCCUCAGUGAGACCAAGUUAUGGCGAAAUGAGACCAUCAUGCAGGUAGUCUCAGUAAUGAUCUCUGCCCUUAUCAGCAUCUUGGUAAUGAUAUAUUUCUUAUGGUCCCUAACCCUUCCCCUUGACAGGGAGCAAGUGACUUGCAUCACAGUGGUAAUCCUUGUGCUCUCCACUUGUUUUUCUAUGCUCUUGUACCAGUGAUGAAGGCUACCACAACUGCAGGUUGAUGGCCAGGGCCAUCCUUUGGGUUGCCACCAGUCUUCAGAGUGAUUGUGGCAUUGGGCAUUCCAAACUCACCCCUGCUCUCACCAAGAUUGGCACACCCAAUCUCCCCCUGUCAGUUCUAGUGGAUACCUGGAACACUAAUUGAACGUGGAAAAUCUGGGCCCUAGUCAGGGCUUUAUCCAUCUAUGUGAAUAGAAUUGGCUUGAGAAACAAGAAGAAUAAUGAAUGAGUAUAGAACAAAUGCACAAAUAGAUAAUAUAAAUUUUACAGAGAUAGUUCAGUGUAGAUGGACAUUUGUUUACAGAGUAUAAUAUACGAACACAUGCUAGUAGAUUCUUUUGCGUGACCAGGGAGCUUUGUUCUAGGUAAGCAACUUGCUUAAUCAUGCAGCAGUAUAGGACUUACACUGGGGUUUAUAGGCUAUAGCUUAGUUUCUAGUUACUCUUUAAACCAAGCAGUGAACAAGCCAUUUAUUUUAGUGCAUUUAUGAAAUGGAUAACUGCAAAUGUUAAAGCAUAUAUACAAAGCAUUCUACAUAUGGCUGUUAUAAACAAAGUAAAAAUGUCUCUCUUCUUCCCAUGUAUUUGUGUCAGUAUCAACAAUUUUGAAUAUGAUAAACUUCUUAUUAAAAUAUUACUGUUAAAUAUUGACACUUUUGAGUAAUCAGUUAAUGCGAAUUGCCCUCUCUGUCAUUAAUGUGUUAAAAAUAAAC
This is a messenger RNA of Protopterus annectens (West African lungfish), 2689 nucleotides long. RefSeq lists its product as uncharacterized. The record is from RefSeq and is a predicted model, not a curated record. Lineage: Eukaryota; Metazoa; Chordata; Ceratodontiformes; Protopteridae. The coding region runs from base 241 to 1071 and encodes 276 amino acids. The transcript is spliced from 4 exons.